AUGAACAAGAAAGAUUUGGAUAAUGUUCCGAUACGGUGCCAGAGACUGUUAAUGAGACUGAGAUUCAAGCCAACCGCCGAAUAUGCACCAGGAAAGACUUUGACUGUAGCGGACACUCUGUCGCGUAGUCCACUGCAGAACGUGACAGAGGUGACCGACACUCACUCAGAUGUGGAAUGUUAUAUUGCAGCCGUUGUUGACAACAUGCCAGCUACACCACAAAAGCUUGGGACCAUAAGAGCAGCCACAGCAGCUGACAGCAACUUGCAGAUGGUGCUUAAAUGUGUCAAGUCAGGAUGGCCGGACUAUGUGGCUGAUGUUGCACUAGCCAUCAGAGACUAUUACCCUAUAAGGAGUGAACUGUCGGAGUACAACGGAAUCAUCACAAGAGGAAGUCGCAUGAUAAUCCCAAGCUCUCUAAAAGCAGAUGUCCUGGAUCGAAUCCAUGAUGGACAUCAAGGACUGUCAAAAUGCAGAGAGCGGGCUAACACUUCAGUGUGGUGGCCUGGCAUCGCAGCUGAAAUCAAGCAGAAAAUCCAGACCUGUCAGAUUUGUCAUGAGAUGAGACCCACACAGCGCAAAGAGCCCCUCAUCUCGACCCCUCUACCUGACAGGCCCUGGAAGAGAAUUGCUAUUGACUUAUGUCCAUUCGUUGUGUCCUUGGACUACUUUUCCAGGUUCCUCGAGAUACUCCACAUGCCUACAACCACUGCCUCACAGGUGGUGUUGAAGCUAAAAGCAGUAUUUGCCAGAUUUGGUUGCCCAGACCAAGUAAUUAGUGAUAAUGGGCCCCAGUUCACAUGUGAGGAGUUCCGAGAGUUCGCUAGAGAGUAUGACUGUGAGCACAUUACCUCAAGUCCCCAUCAUCCACAAGGAAACGGACAUGCUGAGAGAGGAGUCCAAAUUGCAAAGACUAUUCUAAAACAAAAAGAUCCUCUACUCACUCUCAUGUGCUACCGCUCUACACCCUGCACCUCCACUGGUGCAAGCCCAGCUGAACUGCUUAUGGGCAGGAAGAUAAAAACAACACUUCCAACACUUGAGAAAAACCUACUUCCUAGAUGGCCUAACCUGAAAACCGUCAGGAGCAAAGAUGCAGAGGAGUAUGAGAAACACGUGUUCUACUUCAACCUCCGACAUGGAGCAAAGCCCCUGCCGUCGCUGAGACCUGGUGAUCCUGUCCGCGUCAAACUGGACAAUCAGCACGCCUGGGGAACACCCGCUGUCAUCACCGCUGACUGCGCAACGCCAAGAUCAUACAUCAUCGAGACUCAACAGGGGGCGACAUUGAGACGCAACCAUCGUCACCUGCAACAUGUUCCUGAGCCAACUGGAGACACAGCAACUCUACCUCCAGGGCAGUGUCAGUGUCAAGCGGGUUGGAGGGAAAACGACCACAGCUGCUACUUGUUUUCCGAGGACGCAAAGACGUGGCGGGAUGCCAACUCAUAUUGUUUGUCGCAGAACAGCCACCUGAUGAGCAUCCAGGACAUUCACGAGAGGUUGUGGAUGAGGACGCAGAUCGGCACAGAGAUCUUCUGGAUCGGCCUGACUGACGGCAUCACGGAGGGCGUGUGGGAAUGGACCGACGGGAGUCCUUUCAUACAAUACAUAUCAUACUGGCUUCAAGGCCAGCCCGACAACUGGGGCGACGAUCCAGGCGAGGACUGCGGUCAGGUGAUAGGCUCUAGCUCAGGUCGCUGGAACGACGAGAACUGCAACGUCAAGAGGAAAUACAUCUGCAAGCACCGCAAUCUCAACCCAGACCCGCAGUGUGACUUGACCAACGGGUGGAGGCAGUACGGCUCCAACUGCUACAGACUGAAGGCAGACACCACAAAAAGUUGGACGGCGGCCCGACACGACUGCGUCCGGGACGGGGCGGACCUGGUCUCCAUCACCUCAGAAGGGGAGGCACAGUUCAUCACAGGGACACUGGACGCAUCCCAGUGGGACCUCUGGAUUGGACUCUCUAAUCUGAAAUGCAACAAGAUCUCAUGUCAGCUUGAAGUGGGGAGCAACCGCACUAACUGGUCUGAUGCUGUCCCGGUGGGCUACACAAACUGGGCGCCGAAUGAGCCGACAAUCGACACCCAGGUUGGUUCUUGUGCGGCCAUUAUUAAAAACCCCUCUGACGAAUUCGGCAAAUGGAGGUCCCACGUGUGCCGAUACGAGCGUCCCUACAUGUGUAAACGACCUGUGAACACUAUCUGCCCUCCUGGUUGGCUCAGCUUUGCUGGCAGCUGCUACUGGUUGGUUAGCAACGCCAACCUUCUGACCACGUGGCACGACGCCUUCACCAAGUGCUCCGAUGUGGGGGCCCACCUACUUAUCAUAAACAGCAAAGACGAACAAUUCUUUAUAAACGGACGACUUCCAGACUUUCACCAUGUGGACAUUCCCGACAUCUGGAUCGGUUUAUCAGAUAAAGACCAGGACGGAACAUUCCGAUGGGUGGACCAAACAGAACUCAACUUUACAAACUAUGGACCCGGUUGGCCAAGAAACACUGCAAGCAUUUGGGAUUGUGGACAGAUCUUCACAGGAAACUAUGAGGGAAAAUGGGAAACAGGCACAUGUUUCAAGAAGUCAGGUUACAUUUGUGAGAUGACGGGAGGACAAAACCCUAAACCAACUCCAGUGCCGACAUUCCACUGUGACCCUGGCUACUUGCUGUACGGGGACUUUUGCUACCAUUUCGAGGGGGAGCUGGUGAAAACGUGGAGUGACGCAGAGGCUUAUUGUGUUGCGGGGCAAGGUCACCUGGUCAGCUUCCACUCCCAGGAAGAGCUCAGCUUCUUAAUUGCUCACAUGCCAGGACAAUCCUGGGUCGGACUCAGUGACAUUAAGAUCGAAAGCCAGUUUGUUUACACCGACGGGACACCUGCAGAUUUCCUCCCAUGGGCCCCCAACCAGCCGGACAAUUGGCAGAACGACGAGGACUGCGCUUUCCUGCGAGGGCCGACUCACCAAGAACCAGGAAAACUAAAUGAUUACUUCUGUUCUUUUACCAAUGAGUUUAUCUGCAAAAAAGUCAAGGGACAAGGGCCGCCUCCACAACCUCCAACAUCCGGCCCAGGGUGGAAUGAAAAAUGCGGCUCGUGGAUGGCCGACCCAUUUAACGACUUCUGCUACCUGUUCAACUCCCUGUCCAUGAGGACGUGGGCCGAGGCGCGAGCCGACUGCAUCAACCAGGGAGGAGACCUCAUCAGCAUUACCGAUCCCUUUGAGCAAGCUUUCGUCCAAGGUGUGAUCCAGUUCAGCCCGACUGGGGUCUCCCUGUGGAUGGGCGCCCAUGACACCAUCACUGAAGGCGGCUGGGAGUGGACGGAUGGAUCACCGUUCAGAUACGUACAUUGGAGUCCAGGUAAUCCUGACGACCACUACGGUGAAGACUGCCUGUCCAUUUACAUUAACGGCGGCUACUGGAAUGACGACAACUGUGGGCAUAAAAGAGGAUAUAUCUGCAAGAGGAGAGGGAAGACACCGAAGCCUCCGCCGCCUCAUGAUGGUUUCAUGACGGCAAUCGUGUGCCAGGAGUCGUCCGCCGUCCUUCACUGUCCGCAGGAAAGCGUCAUCAACAUUCAGUCAGCUUUCUUUGGACGAAAGAGUGGUGACAUCUGCCCGCAUUUGGGAGGAUCGGACGGGAGCUGUACAGUGGAAGGUGUUCUUCCUUACUUCAGGAAAGCAUGUGACAACCGGCCCUAUUGUUUUGUCUACGGCUACAUCGAAGUGGACCCCUGUCCCGCCAUCUCCAAAUACCUUGAGAUCGUCUACAGCUGUGAACAGAAAGUGUGUCUUCAUGGCCUGGGCGUAGAAGACCAUAAUGUUACAGACUCCCAGAUUUCAGCUUCCUCCUCCAUGGGCAGUUACACCCCCAACAAAGCCCGUCUGAACGGAAACUCCUGCUGGAGGCCAUUAGGAAAUUCUGCCGGCAGCUGGAUCCAGGUGCACCUUGGCCAGAAAAGAAAAGUGACAGGAAUUGUGAUCCAGGGGUGUCCCAACAAUGACUACUGGGUCACCAAAUUUAAGAUGCAGCACAGCAUGGACAGGUGGACUUGGACUGACUACACUGCUGACGGGGAGUUUUUACCCGGAUCAACCGACAGAAACACUGCUGACACUCAGCUGCUGGGUACGCCUGUGUCUGCUCAGUACAUCCGCAUUCUGCCGCUGGAGUUCAGCGGUCAGGCUGGUCUGCGUUUUGACGUUUUAGGAUGCACGCCUGACUAUGCGAUCACCUGUGCCAACAAGCCUAACUUUAGCUUAGCCAACGAUCAAAUGACGGUCCAUUGUCCGGCAGGUUGUGCCAAAUCCAGUUACAUGGUCUACGGGACGUCAUUGUAUCGUGGGGAUUCCAACAUCUGUGCAGCUGCCAUCCACGCUGGUGUCGUUCUGAACGAGGUCGGAGGAGAUUGUACUUUGCUGAAAGCAUCAGGCCUGAAAUUCUAUGCUGGCUCUACUAGGAACGCCAUCACGUCAAGACAAUUUGAUGGAGACUAUGCUGUGUCAUACACAUUUUCAGAUGGGGAGCUAAGAUGCUCAGGACCCGACUGGUAUGAGUUUGGGGAGUUCUGCUACAAACCUUUUGAGGACAAAAAGACAUGGUCUGAUGCUCAAGACACCUGUAGGAGACUUGGUGCUGAACUUGUGUCCAUUCUAUCUAUGACGGAGCAGAGCUGGCUGGAAAGUUACCUGUACCUUGCUAGUAGUGACAUGUGGACUGGACUAAAUGAUAUGGUCAUAGCCGGCAUGUUUGUAUGGUCAGACCAGCACAUGGUCACCUUCACCUACUGGGCUCCAGGACAACCCAACAACCAUGACGGUUUCGGCGAGGAUUGUGCGGAGAUGUUGCAUCAGACUGGCAGAUGGAACGUUGUUUCCUGCACAGAACUCAAUAGCUUCAUGUGUAAAAUGCCCAGAGCGCAUUACGCUCUUCCUUCUGUGAAGCCCACGGUGUAUGGAUGUCCUCAGGGCUGGGAUGCUUACGGCUACGCGUGCUACUGGAUGGAGGAGACCGGCAGGAGCUGGUCGGACGCUAAGGCUUUCUGUAAUGAGCAGGACGGCUUUUUGCUGCACAUCGGAGACGUAUACGAACAAGCACAUUUUACAGUAGUGCUGUCAGGAAAGACAAGUUUGUGGUGGAUCGGCCUGCGAGCUAAAGGAGGCACUGGUGGAGGAGUGCAGUACAUCUGGGACAACGGUUCUCCACUCACCUUCACUCACUGGGACAGAAACCAGCCUGAUAACGGGGACGGUACAUGCGUUGCCUUGACGACGGGUCAAGUCGGCGGCUUCUGGGAUGACAAGCAGUGCUCAGAGAAAUUUGCGUUCAUCUGCGAGAAACCCAGGCCGGACAUCACGCCGCCCACCAAGCCCCCGACCCCGCCUCCUGCACAGGACUGCGCUGACGGCUGGACCUCACUGCCUCACUUUAGCAACUGUUACAAGCUCUUUCACAAUGUGGAUUGGUCCUGGAAAAAGAGCUGGGGAGCCGCGAAUGAAGACUGCAUGUCCCGGGGUGCCAACCUGGUCAGCAUCCACAGUCAGGAAGAGGAGGAUUUCCUUUCGCUUUACAGCAAAGCCAGCAGCAAGUGGAUUGGCCUCAGGCACAACCCCACACAAGGAGGAUAUUCUUGGAGUGACGGCUCAGCGCUCUCGCACACAAACUGGGGUCCCGGCGAACCCAACAACCAUGAGAACCGUGAGGAGUGCGUGGAGAUGGUGAGCACCACCAACGGGACCUACUCCUGGUGGAACGAUCUCAACUGUGACGCUCACCAAGAUUGGAUAUGCAUGAUUAGCAAAGGGAAGACCCCCAUUUUGCCUCCGUCGCCCCCACCGCCUCUACCAGCACCAGAUUGUGGCAGCAACCCCGGCUGGAGGAAGAACAACAACAACAUGUGCUACUACUAUAACGACACAGACAUCGUGGACGCCCACAUGGCGAUGCACCGCUGCUGGGCCGAGAAGGCCACGCUCGUCUCCAUCCACAGCAAGGAGGAGCAGGCAUACGUCAAUAGCAUGGUGGGCACAGGUGAGGUUUCCGCAGCAUGGAUCGGAUUGAGGAUUUGGGGGCUCAUCGAUGGACAAUACACGUGGCAGGACCACUCCCCCGUCUCGUACACCCACUGGAGUCCCGGUGAGCCCAACAACGCCAAUGGGGAGGAACAGUGUGUUCAGAUGAACAGACAUCAAGGCGGAUGGAACGACGUAAACUGCGGUCGAGCCGCAGCGGGUUAUGUGUGCAAGAAGUUCCCCGGUGACAUACACACUCCUCCUCCGCCCACGCAGCCUUGGGAGGGACACUGUCCCGCUGGAUGGCUACGUUUCAAGGACAAAUGUUUCCUGCUCAAAGGAAAGAAGAACGACAUAAAAGCCAACUGGACGUAUGCAAGGAGCUGGUGCAAAGACCAAGGAGGCCAACUGGCCGUUAUUGAUGACCAAUAUGAAAACGACUUUGUGUCUAGUUACCUGAGAGACCUGCAGCCUCCCACAUGGAUCGGCUUGUCUGAUAUACUGGUGGAAAACCAGUACGCAUGGAGUGACGGCGUCAGUCCAGUCCUUUACACUAACUGGAACGACAAAGAGCCCAACAAUGCAGGCGGGACGGAACACUGCGUGGCUAUGACGCACAGCACCCUCGUUAGUGGCAAGUGGAACGACGACGCCUGUCAUAAGGAGCACAGCUUCAUCUGCUUCAGGAAGAAAUCAAGCAGCAUAGCCCCCCCUCCUCCGACGAGCAGCCCCUGCCCAGCUGGCUACAUAUCCUGGUUCCUGAACUGCUACAAGCUGGUGGAAGAGCCCGCGAGCUGGGAUGCGGCCCAGGCCGCCUGCCGGCAGCAGGGUGGCAACCUGGCCAGCAUCGACAUGAGCUACGACCAGGCCUUUGUCGCCGGGGUGGUCCUUCAGGGCAGAGCGGACGCCUGGAUCGGACUGAGGCUCCAGGAUGACGGUUCCUUUGCAUGGACUGACGGCUGGCCGGUAUUCUUCACUCAUUGGGGGCCCGGAGAACCCGGCAAUCUGAAGGAUGAAGGUUGUGUGAGCAUACGCGGAUCACCCUUUUUUCACGGCACCUGGAACGACACCAAGUGUGACCAAAGCAAACCUUACAUCUGCAAAAUCUCCUCCGAGAAACCACCUGCAACUCCUGCUCCAGGGGAUGGCAAGUGUUUCCCCUUCUGGAUUCCCUAUGGUCGCUUCUGUUACUUGGUGUACAACGAGCAGCAGGGCUUCUCCUGGCCUGACUCGCGACAUUACUGCGAGUUAGCCAAGGCCGAGAUGGCGUCCUUCCACAGCAGGGCGGAGGUGGAGUUCAUCAGGAACCUAAACCACACCAAACAUCACAACCUCUGGAUCGGCCUCAGCAGGGAUCGCAACUUUGGUUGGGGCUGGACUGACCACACGUCUCUGGGCUUCCUCAACUGGGCUCCCGGUGAGCCCAACACAGCGUUUCAUCCGGGGGAAGCAGCCGAGGAGAACUGCGUGGAGAUGUACCCUGACGGACGUUGGAACGACAACGACUGCCUGCAGAAGAGAGGCUUUGUGUGCCGCCAUCGACAGUAUUAUACAACAGAUGAUGGAGGAAACCCCAUCUUCCCCACCGAUGGACCAGGUGCCGACCACGGCGGUGUUAUUGUAGGCGCCACCAUUGGAGCCGUUGUGAUCAUCAGCCUAUUAGCCGGACUGCUCUUCUACAUGUUCAGUGUGAGAGGAUACAAGCUGAGCGGUCUGAGUCUGCCAACUCGAACAACCAGCAGUGUCAACGAGCCUGCGUUUGUAAACCCCAACUUUGGAGGGUAAUCUGAAACGAAACUGAAGUUCGUAUGA
Messenger RNA from Entelurus aequoreus (snake pipefish), 7830 nucleotides. RefSeq lists its product as uncharacterized. The transcript has 50 exons. Lineage: Eukaryota; Metazoa; Chordata; Actinopteri; Syngnathiformes; Syngnathidae. Gene Ontology annotation, biological process: DNA integration. The record is from RefSeq and is a predicted model, not a curated record. Gene Ontology annotation, molecular function: nucleic acid binding; signaling receptor activity; carbohydrate binding.